Molecule: messenger RNA, 138 nt
Organism: Paramecium primaurelia
Lineage: Eukaryota; Ciliophora; Oligohymenophorea; Peniculida; Parameciidae
Source: the annotation of a GenBank genome assembly
AUGAUCCAAUAAAAUUUAAUGGGUAUUUACUUCUCAAUAAAUCUUAUGAUGGAUUAAUUUUAGAUGAUUAGAAAAGGGGAUUUGAUAUUUUAUAAUAGAUAAUAGGAGAUUUUUAUUAUAGCUUAAAAUGAAUAUUGA